Cygnus atratus (black swan) is the source of this 6289-nucleotide messenger RNA. Its product is annotated as lethal(3)malignant brain tumor-like protein 4. Gene Ontology annotation, cellular component: nucleus. Gene Ontology annotation, molecular function: protein binding; zinc ion binding. The record is from RefSeq and is a predicted model, not a curated record. NCBI's taxonomy places the organism in Eukaryota, Metazoa, Chordata, Aves, Anseriformes, Anatidae. The coding region runs from base 2 to 2269 and encodes 755 amino acids. Gene Ontology annotation, biological process: regulation of DNA-templated transcription. The transcript is spliced from 20 exons.
AAUGCUAGAAAUCAUUACUGAAGUAGAAGCAGAAGCCAUAAAAACUCUUUCAGCCUCAGCAAUAAAUGCCAGCCCAACCAGCUUUGCUCCUGCUGCUGUCAACGCUUCCGCUGCCUCUAGCACUGAUUUGGAAGUGUCCAAAGACAACUUGCCCUGUUCUGUUUUCCAAACCCGUGGUCAAAUGGAUUGCUUUGCGAAUGGAAAGUUUUGUACUCAGACAGGCUCUCAGCAGCACAGGGACAGUGAUACCAAAGACAUUCCAAAUGAUUGCAGAAACAGGGGAAAUAGCAGAAAUCCUAAUGUCAGCAUUGGCUGUCAGAUGAAUGAGGUUGACAGACCUGCCAAACGUCUCCGAAGGAAGAGAAGACUGCUUCUGGAGUCUGAGGAUGAUGAGGAAAAUGCAGAUGAGGAUGAGGAGAAGAAUAAAUCAAAUAAUAUGAAAAGCCGCAGAAACACUAAACCAAUAAAACAAGUUGUUCCUGCAAAGAAGAAGGUAUGGAACUGGGUUUCCUACUUAGAAGAGGAACGGAUGCCAGCUGCUCCCCUAAAACUGUUCAGAGAGUAUCAAUUAUUCCCACAAGGCCGAAAUGGAUUUAAAGUUGGAAUGAAAUUGGAAGGGCUGGACCCUGAACACCCAUCUCGAUUCUGUGUUCUUACAGUGGCUGAGGUACAAGGGUAUAGAAUGCGAUUACAUUUUGAUGGUUAUCCGGAGUGCUAUGACUUCUGGGUUAAUGCUGAUUCCUCAGACAUCCAUCCUGUCGGCUGGUGUGAAAAAACAAGCCAUAAGCUGCUCCCUCCUAAAGGUUUCAAGGAGGGAGAAUUUAAUUGGGCUUCCUAUUUGAAGAAUUGCAAAGCUCAAGCAGCUCCAAAAAGCCUUUUUAAGACCCUCAGCACUCCUGUCACACCAUCUGGUUUUCGUCUGGGAAUGAAACUAGAGGCAGUGGACAAGAAGAAGCCGUCACUGAUGUGUGUUGCAACCAUCACUGACAUGGUGGAUAACCGCCUGCUAGUUCAUUUUGAUAACUGGGAUGAGAAUUACGACUACUGGUGUGAAGCUAGCAGCCCAUAUAUUCGUCCUGUUGGCUAUUGCCAAGAAACUGGAACCCCGCUGACAACACCACCUGGAUACAAGGAUCCUAAAGCCUUCUCAUGGCAGAAAUACUUGGAAGAAACUAAUUCCCAGGCAGCCCCAGCAAGAGCAUUCAAACUGCGUCCUGCUCACGGAUUCCAAGUUAAUAUGAAGUUAGAGGCUGUAGACAAAAGAAAUCCCAUCCUGAUAAGAGUAGCAACGAUAAUUGACAAAGAUGACCAUCGUAUUAAGAUACAUUUUGAUGGCUGGGACCAUAAUUAUGAUUUUUGGGUCGAUGCAGACAGCCCUGAUGUUCAUCCAGUAGGCUGGUGUGCAAAAACUGGACAUGCUUUGCAAGUCCCUCUAGGUGCUGUUGAUCCUGUGGGAACUGUGGGACAAGCGUGUCCUACUCCAGGCUGUCACGGUAUUGGUCAUGUCAGGGGACCACGAUAUGGAACACAUUAUACGUUAGUUGGCUGCCCAUAUUCUGAUGUGAACCUCAGCAGAGAAAACUCGUUACAGGACCGCCUGAGCGGGGAAAAACCUUCCCCUGGCAAUAGCCUUCAGAAAGCCAAGAGGAUAGAGACCCCUGCCCCAGUCCUAUUGGGAACAGGAGAGUCUUCUCAGGAGGACUCUCCACACUCCAGAAAAUCUGCACAAGACAGUGAAAAGUCAUGUCAAAGCAGUGUUCACAGUCUGUCGGAACAGUCUGAAAACAAUCAAGAGAAAGACUGGAUAGAAGAGGAAUCGUCUGCAGACAUCAAAGCCAAACCGAAAAAGCUUGGAUGCUCACAUGCCUAUAUAAAGUUCCAGCUGGCGAAACAGGAAAACAAUGGGAAAGACCCUGAUUUUGAUCUCCAGCAGGCCCUCCACCAGUCCAUCUUCAUGCCUUCCCUGACCUCUAACCCAACCCACCGCCUCCAUCUCUGCUGGGAGCAGCACUGCAAGCUCUUGCCGGAGGUCUCGGGCCUCACAGCCAAGCACGUGGCCAAAUGGACUGUGGAAGAGGUGGUGAGCUUUAUCCAGCGUCUACCUGGUUGCAAAGAACAAGCAUCUGUGUUCAGGGAAGAGCAGAUAGAUGGUGAAGCCUUUCUGCUCCUGAACCAGACCGACAUAGUUAAAAUUCUCAGUAUCAAACUGGGUCCUGCCCUGAAGAUCUACAAUGCCAUUCUCAUGUUCAAGUCUGCAGAAGAAGAGUGAGAAGAGCCCUUCGGCAGAGCCCAAGAGGAAUUGACAGGGAACAGAUCUUCCACCGAGAGCAUUACAACGUGCCCAAGAGGCAGACUUGGACUCAGAUAUAUUUUAAGUAGAACUUAUUAAAAAAUAUUUUGAGGACAUAAAAAUCCUGCCGCAAUCUGGAAUAUGGGGCAGCUUCACUUCCAAGAAGAGGAUAUUAUUAUAUUUUGUAAUUGAGUUUGGUUUUGAUAUAUCAAUCUCUUUUGAGAUCUAGAAGACACCUCCGGUUAUAAGGGGAAUCCAGGGUAACAUUGGUGGAGCUGCAAUAGUAAGAGGAAAGUUACAAGUGAAAUGAAUUCUGUGUCUGAUGAUAGUGCCUGAAAGAGAGACUGAGUUAUCACCAGCAUGUUUAAUAUAUAUAUAUGUGUAUAAAAACUCUGAGAAGAGAGUAAGAAAAUAGGAAAAAGGUGCCCUUCAGAGCAAUGCUGUGAGUCAAGAGCUGACUUUCUUACGACUGAUUUUUAAAUUCCAGUUUCUCCUGCUGAUAUUGUUCUAAUACCCUUGAUUCCCGGGCUGCUCACACCACAACAGAAGCGUACCAUGGGCAAAGGGUUUCCACCAGUGGUCGCUUACAUCAUUUCUGUUAACAAGCAAACCUUUCUCAUUCAUGCCACCAGGCAGUUAGAGGCAAGCCCUAUUUGGACAGGCUUUGGUAGGCAAAGCUCUCUCAUACAGAUAUCUCCCACAGGAGACAAAGGUAAAUAUUCCAGAUGUAUUUCUCCCAUCAGUGCUUUUGUGUAACUGCUAUCUGGACCAUGAACAUCUUACGGCAAAAUGAUGCCAUCAGGAGCACUUGGGAAUUUGACGGGUUCAUCCGAACCCUCUUCAGUCAGCCGAAUGCUAGGAAUUGAAAACCCACCAGUGGGCAGUGUUACGUGUACAGAUGCAAGCAAGUUUCCUAGAAGCAAUUUGCUUUUAUUUUCAAACAAUCCAAACCCCACGAACACUUAGUGCUUUAGCAUUUUCGGCCUCCAGGUGGACAUUGAUCUGUUGUGCCGGUGAGCUGUGUGCUGUAGUAGCAGGGCACUGGCUCCCCUGCAUCUUUAGUGGCGAGGCAGGAAGGAAGAACACGAGGGCAGGUUUCACUGAGGGGGGAUCAGGGUUAGAACAGAGAGAAAAGCAAGGUAGGAAUUACUUCUCAAAAGAGAUUGCUACCUCCCUGGCACAGGUCAGCAAAGCUUGUGGCUCUGUUCCUGUGUGUGCAGGUGGCAGUCUGCAUGCAUUCCUGGCAGAAGAGAGCACUGGUGUUUCUUGCUCUGCUGGAAGCCAAAGCACAGCUUUAGGAACAUGCAGCAGGGGCUGCAAUGCCUUGGAUGGGGGAUUUCCAUGCCGUUACUUCCAAAGCCAUUUUUUUCCAGUGGGAAGCGGGGAGCCCUGCCAGGGCCCUGCUCAGCGUUUCCCGUUGCAGCUGGCAGCAUGCUAGCUUCUGACUGCCUCUUCUGGAGUUCAGCAAGAACCAUCUCAGCUAGGUAAACCUUUCCACCUCUUCAUUCGAAGCCGCCAGGCCGUGAGUGAGUGAACAAACCCUCCGGAGCACUGGAAGAGUGCUUGCACUGGGCUGCCGAAGACUGGCAUGCCAUCACAGCCCAGGGCUGCGUGAAUUUCUCAGGGCAUUGCACGUUGAGAUGUGAUCCAUCUGUGGGCACCUCAGACUCCCUCCUGAACUUGGCAUCUUUACCACCAGUGCUGUUGCCUUAGUCCCAGUCCUGCAGCUUCUCUGGGAGCUGCCAGGAGCUGAGAAUGAGCGCACCCUUCGUGACUGUGUGAUGACACAGGGAAUGCGCUUGGUUUCUGUCCCUAAUCGCUCUGUGUCCUUUGUCCAGCUUUGCAGCUUCUGUGAAGGUCCUGGUGACUUUCCUAAGGUACUGAGUUCCUUAAAUUUGUCGAUAGAGCGGAAUCCAUGCUGCUGAAAUCAUUCAGUCCUGGAUUAAUGUAUAGAGCUAUUGGUCUCCAUACUUUCUAUUUUUGUGUAAGAUGUGUAAGGAGUCUAAGCCUUCCGCAGAGAAGACAUAGGGGUAGGGGGAUAUUUAAUCGCUGAAACGUUGAAUACCAGCCAGGCAACUGCAGGAGAAUAUAGUAAUUUAAUGCAGUAUUAGGGACUAGACGAGAUAUGAAUUUAUUAAAAUGAAUUUAUAGUAUGACAACCAGGAUAUUCACCAAAGAGUCACGUUCCUUUUUCCCCACUCCGUGCACCCAAGUCUGUGUAAAGAUUUCAGGUGUAAGUGGCACGUCCUGGGCUGUGACACAGCUCACCUUCCAGGCACAGCAAAAUCCGUUCAUUGACAACUGGAGCAGAGGGUCAGUGGCUGGAUUGUUUUGUUCGUGGCCCUCCAACGACUUGCUCAAUAACCCUGAGCCCUUCUUUGCUCCGGUUUCCCCGCCGUGACAGCCAGCCAGGUGGGCUGAGCGCAGUGUUACCUUGUCCUUGUCUCAGGAAGCAGGUCCUGCCAAAUCUUCUGUUUUACCUCCUUCCUUUGGGAAACUGCCCUGGGGGACAGCAGACUGCCUCCAGCAAUAAAACAAAAUGUGAUAUAAUUUCAUCUCCUGCUAUAUAUAGAUAGAGGAUGAAGAGAAUUGGUGCAACAAGCAGUAAGAUUCUCGUCGCUGAAAUUACUCAAACAGAAGAGAGAUCUUUAAUCUAGGGGCUUCCAAGCCAGCUGGAUCAGAGACGGAAAUGUGUGCUUGGAGUUUAUUCAGUGACAGCAGUAGUAGUGCUUUCAGCAGGGAGGAAGGAGGAACCCUUUUAGGGAUAGAAGAAGGAGGAAUGUGCUUCUUGUGCCUUUUUUUGUAAUCCAGUAAUUGUCUUUGCAGCGCAAGCAAGAAUGUGCACACAUCUAUUACUAAUUCUUUUUCCAAAUAUAGCUAUAUUCUAAUAAAAUCAGACAACUUCACGAUACCACAAGGGCAAAAAGAUUUCCUGUCCUCGCUGGACGCGUUUAAAAUUCCCUAAUAUUUACAAGACUAAGAAAAAACAACUCAUCUUUUAGCCUCAGCUUGGCUCCUUGACUUAGGAAUUCACUGCUGGCCGAUGCCACCUCGCUUGCAGCAGGGAGCCUUGCUUUCGUGGGCGGCUCGGGGGCUUGGUCCUGUAGCCAGGCUCUGCUUUUGCAACCUCAGCUCUGCCUUUUCCCAGUCCUGGUCACGGCCUGUGUCUAGGCAAGGGCUCUGCAGAUGCCUUUGAUUGUCUUAAUGCCUUGUUGUCUAAUUUGAAACAUGCACUUUGAAGCAGAAAGCCAAAAGUUGGGGCUCUGUGUCGAACAAAAGCUGAAACUGGUUAAUGCCACCUGGUUUAGGAGGCUUUCAUAGUCUACUGAGUAUCAACAGAAACCAGCUGUUGGCCCAGAAAUAAAUUACUUGAAAGCCGCACGGAGCUGUGGCAGCUUCGUGGGGACCAGCAGCACAGCUGCGAAGGCUCCCUUCUCGGUUAAAGUGGGUCUUACUCCCAUAUGCGUUUUGGAAAUCCAAAGUGAUCAAAUGGUUCUCCUUUUCUCUUUUCUCCUCUGCCGUUUACUGUUAAAAUUUUUCUGUGCCAUCGCAGAUGAUUGUCUCCUUGUAAUCCAGGAAUAGCAAAUUUCCGCUCUGGGUAAUGAAUCGCAUUAACGUCGGACAGAAGCGUUCGGCAACACUGGGAGCAAAAUUCUACAACCAAAGGGAAAAAAAAAAAAAGAAAAAAAAAACUCAGCCCAGGGGAUAAGCUAGUUCAGCUGUAGAAGAUUUCCUGCCUGCUACUUUCAUGCCCUGCUUAGGGAUUUAUACCGCAGAAAGCUUUAAAGUUUCUGACAUUCUCUCCGCCAUGUGAUGAGCUAGCUUAUUUUUGAAAUUCCUAUUACUUGAACUGGAAACAUGCACAGGGGAAGGGAGGGUGCGCACGUUGUCUCUGUUCAACCUCUGAAAUGUUUGCCUGUUUUAAACCAAACAAAUACUUGAGCUUUUUGACACUAGCCAUGAUGUUGCACUCCACCAAUGCUUUCUUCUGGAAAUGUG